CGCGGAGCUGAAAGCUGAGCGACAGCAGGCCUACAUCUACCAACAUCGUCGUUCAUUUUGUUCAGACGGACCUCCGGUCAGCAGGGAUUACCAUUCUGCGCGAUCAUGUGUGUGUGAAGCGGGCAAGAUCUUCGAAAGAUGGUUCGGGAAACCAGACACCUCUGGGUGGGAAAUUUACCCGAACAUGUUCGAGAGGAAAAGAUCGUGGAACAUUUCAAACGGUAUGGGCGCGUGGAGAGCGUCAAAGUCCUACGAAAGCGAGGGUCAGAGGGUGGUGUGGCAGCCUUUGUGGAUUUUGUGGAUAUCAAAAGUGCACAGAAGGCUCACAAUGCAGUCAACAAGAUGGGAGAUAGGGACCUACGGACAGACUACAAUGAACCUGGGUCAGUACCGAGUGCUGUUCGGGGCCUUGAUGACAGCUCUCCCUCAAGCAGUCGUGACGUUGCUGGAUUCUCUAGGGGAACCGUUGGGCCAGUCUUUGGUCCACCGGUGUCUCUUCACACGAGAGAGGGACGUUAUGAGCGGAGAAUAGAUGGUAGCUCAGAAAGCCGUGAGCGUGCCUACGAUCACAGCCCAUAUGGACACCAUGAACGCAGUGGAACUUUUGAUAGACAGCGUCACUACAAUGCAGAUUAUUACCGUGAACGUUCAUUGUUUGCCACGGCUGGUCCAGGAAGCAGUGGCAUUGGUGGAACUUUUGAUGCGUCUGACCCACAUUUUGACUCUAGAAUUCGUGACCCCUUCUCCCUUACAAAUGCCUCGAGGCGUGACCUCUACAGAGAUGACAGAGGACGACGUGUUGAUAGGACUUACCAUCAUCGUCGGAGCAGAUCAUCUCAUUCCUCUCAAUCGAGACAUCCCUCUCCACAACGUUUAACAGGACAGACAGCUAAAUCUGGUCAUUCUCCAAAAAGAACACCUUUGUCUCCUGGAAGAGGCCCGCGUUCCCAAUCACGCAGCCGAUCAUCCAGUUCAGAUUCCGUGAGCAGUACCAGCAGCACAGGGAGUGCCAGUGACUCCAACAGUAGUUCAAGUGAUGGAUCCCGAGCUCGUUCUGUUCAGUCAUCUGCUACACAUGCACCACAGUCCUCCAUGGUCCUCGAUUCAGAGGAGCCACGUAGAAGCUUUGGAAUAAAAGUGCAAAACUUGCCAGUACGAUCAACAGAUACAAGCCUAAAGGAUGGACUUUUCCAUGAAUUCAAGAAACAUGGGAAAGUGACUUCAGUGCAGAUACAUGGGGCCUCUGAGGAUCGUUAUGGUUUGGUGUUCUUCAGGCAGCAGGAAGAUCAAGAGAAAGCCCUUAGUGUCUCCAAAGGAAAGCUCUUCUUUGGCAUGCUCAUUGAAGUUACAGCUUGGAAUCGUCCAGAAACGGAGAGUGAAAAUGAGUUCAGGCCCUUGGAUGGCCGGAUAGAUGAGUUUCACCCAAAGGCCACGAGGACGUUAUUCAUUGGAAAUCUUGAGAAAACGACUAGUUAUCCACAGCUUCUUGACAUUUUUCAGCGAUUUGGAGAAAUUGUGGACAUUGACAUCAAGAAAGUGAAUGGAGUCCCCCAGUAUGCCUUUGUUCAGUAUUCUGACAUUGCAAGUGUUUGCAAGGCCAUAAAGAAGAUGGAUGGGGAGUAUCUAGGAAGCAAUAGACUCAAGCUUGGUUUUGGGAAGAGUAUGCCAACGACCUGUGUAUGGCUGGAUGGUUUGGCUACAAAUAUUACAGAGCAAUACCUCACACAGCAUUUCUGUCGCUAUGGACAUGUAGUCAAGGUUGUCUUUGACAGGAUGAAAGGCAUGGCCCUCAUCUUGUAUAACAACACAGAUUUUGCCCAGAAUGCUGUACGGGAAACAAAAGGCUGGAAGAUCAGUGGUAACAAAAUAAAGGUGGACUUUGCUAGUCAAGAGAGUCAGAUGGCCUUUUACCGGUCGAUGCAGGCAUCUGGUCAAGACAUAAGAGACAUCUAUGAAAAUCCAGCUGAAAGACGAGAAGACCGCAGACCACCAUACCAUGAGUUCACGACAGAAAGGGCGUACUAUGAAAACAUUCGUACCCCUGGCCUCUAUCCGGAAGAUGCUCGUAGGGACUAUGCUUCUCGCAGCAGAGAUCGUUUUCCUGAACUGGAGCAUUACCCAGGGGACCAUUUUGACCCACGUUAUCAUGAAGACCCACGGGAGUACAGGGAUUACAGGGAUCCUUUUGAGCAAGAUAUUCGAAAAUACACAUAUAUCCAAAGGGAGAGAGAACGGGAGCGAGAACGUUUUGAGGCUGACCGCAGCCGCUGGAGUCCUUCUCAUGCACGACGGCCAAUUACUCCUGCAGUGUCGCCUUCACCAUCGGAACGUGCCCACAGAGAUUCUGAGCGACGGGUGUAUAGUCAGUCGUCAGACAGAAGUGGCAGUGUAAGCUCAUCAUCUCCUCCGCACUUCGACAAAGCUGAGAAGCCCUUAUUGGAUCAUGCUUCGAAAAGCGACAAGAAUGAGAAAAGCAGUCAAGCUGAUCGUGGCACCAGUUCCGAAAAAUCCAAGCGUGCCAAAAGAAAAGAAAAAGGUGAAAAAGAAAAGACGGAGAGGGUUAAAUCAAGAAAAUCAAAGGGUCAAACUCCACCCAACCCACGACCAGAGGCAGAGAACGAUACUUCCUUAGAAGGCAGUACUGGGAGAGGAAGGGGACUGGAGCAAGACUCUCAUGACAGGCCAAAAUACAAAGUGGACAAUGAGACUGUGGCAAAUCAGUUAUUGACCGUGCAUCCUGACUCAAUUAAAACUGAAAAAUUGGAAACCGGUAAAAUCGACAAUUCCGACAUGGAGGGGAAAAAUCGUGUAAAGAAACAUUUAAAGUCAGACAUUGGACAAGAUGGAAAAGAAUCAUCAGUGGAUUCUGAUCGGCUUGCUGCUCGCAAAAGGAGGUUUGCAGACUCCAGUGGAAGGCCUAUUCGUCAGAAGAGAACAAAGCUUGAGGAAGAAGAAUCAAGCCAACCCUCAGACGUUGGUGACAGUGGUGCAACAUAUUUAAAAGAAGCAGAAUUGGAUAAACGCAAAGAUGCACAUAGAAGAGAUGUGCGGAUCAAAGUGGAAAAAAAUGAUCAGGAUGACCUUCGAGCUCCCAAAGAAAAAGCUGAUCCUAUGGACUCUUUGGACCCAAAAAGACACACAGGUCACAGUUCGAGGCGUUUUUCACUUGAGGGAAAUUCAGACAUUUCAGACAGUGCUAGAGAACAAGAAAGCAACCCGUUGCUGAAAUAUAGUGGUCACUCUCAAGAUAAUGAUAAAGGUACCAAGAAAAAGGAAGACCAUGUUGACAUUGACUUAUCUCAGAGUUGUCGUAAGCAAAUGGAGCUAAAUAGGCGUUUGCAACAACAACAAAAGGAGCCUGACAAGCCUGACAAAACGGGUGGUCCACAAGUAAAUGAAACUGAAGAUCUUGAGCACCGUAGCCUCGUGCAUGAAGUUGGCAAACCACCCGAGGACGUCACUGAUAACUUUCCAUCUCAUAAAGUGAAGAAAAUGGAUGCAUUUGACUCUGAACCAGCAAUAAAAAAAGAGCGUGUAUACAGAAGACAAAAAAGUGAAGAUCCUGAGUGGAUGAAUGCUUCACCUGGACGCCACUUUUCGGUCAACGCAGAUGAGUUUGGAGGAACUGAUAAUCCUCAGAAGGACCUUGCCAGAAAUGAUGAUAAAGUUCACACAGAUUUGGAGUUGUUGGUUAAAAGGACCCAUAGCACACAGGUGACCAAAUCAAAUGUGCAUUUGAGCACUGAAGACGAACAACAGAAGAGAUGGGAAAGCAGAGCAAAGCACGAUUUGUUAAAUGACCUGAACUUUUCUCGAACAAGUAAAAGCAUUCACAAUCGCAAACGACUGGAAUAUGGUGUUUGGCAAGAUUUGGAGCCUGGCGAAGUGAGAUCCGACUCUGAAGAGGACAAGGAGACUAAACCGCACUCGCCUGUAGCGUCCACGUCAAUGCCAUCAUUGGAAAGACCCAGGGUUGACAGGUUUUCAGACCCAAAACUAGCGCACCUGGAAAGGAAUAAAUUCUACUCAUUUGCACUUGACCAGAACAUUACACCAGAUACAAAGGCCUUACUUGAGCGCGCAAAGUCUCUUUCAUCUUCCAGAGAGGACAAUUGGUCGUUCUUGGAUUAUGAUUCUCACUUCGCUAAUUUCAGAAACCGGAAGGAUACGGAAAAAGUAGAAUCUGCACCACGACAAACACCAGCGUGGUACAUUAUAAAGAAAAAGAUAAGAAGUGGAUCAGAGGACAAGCUGGAUGACCGGAAGGAAGAGCCAAAACCAGAAGAGCAGGAGCGCCGGGAGUUAUUCGUUUCUCGCUUUCUUCACAGCCCAGUGUUUGAACUGGAUUCUAGACGACUUCAACACUUGGUCCGCAAACAAGAACCUGAGCCCAUACAAAGUCAGCCCUGCCAACCUGGGUCAGUAGAUGGAGAUCUUGAAACAGGUCCUGUUGUCUUAUUCCACAGUCGUUUUUUGGAGUUUAAAAGGCUGCAACAGCAGAAAGACAAAACUGAACAACCGCAGGAAGCAAACAGUGACCACCAAGUUUGUGUGGAUGAACAUACAUCAGAGAAGUCAACUGCUCAUGAGCAAAAACCUUUGCAGAAUGCUAAAUUGGAAUCUGAAGUUGAGCCAGAAAUAAAACCAAUCAGUCCUGUGGAAGAGCUUCCCUCUGAGCCCAAGUGUGAACCUUGUUCUGAUAGCAGCCCGGUGCCUGCUCUGAAGGACCAUUCUCAAGAAGAGAAAAAUGAUUCCUCUCACCUUGCAGCUGAAACAAUUCCCAAUGUUCCUUCAACUGAGGAAGAGGUUAGAAAAGUUGAAGAGGAACCAGUUCACAUGGACUCUCCAGCACCUGAGGCAACUGAGAUUACCCAAAUACAAGAAACAAGCUGUUUGAAUGUACCGUGUAGACCAUCCUCAGUUGAAGAGAAACAAGAUGAUUCCCAAGAUUUAAAAGUCCCCAGUACUGAACAGCAAUGUCCAAGUGAUGGUCUUGAAGAAUUGGUUAGCAAUUCAGAACCGGAGUUUGAGCCUGACAGUGCACAACUACAAGUGGCAAAAGCAUCAAGUCCUUCCCCACCGAGUUUUGUCGAAGAGGAAGAUGUCAAAAAGGAGUCCAACUCUGCACCUAAUUCAGUACCAGAGGAAAGUGCCAUUGAGACCCAAACAGUUGAAAUGUCCAAUGAUGAUAUCAUUAAUGAGCCAAUUUCUCCGCAGAAGGAAGCAAAAGUUAAGGAAAUUAAAAAUAAAAAGGGCAAACAAUCCCCCGUUGACAUUUCACCUGUUACUACUGCGCCUGGAUCUGAAAAGCCUGCAACUCGCAAGAGUGAACGCAUUGACAAAGAAAAAUUAAAACGUGGAUCCUCUCCUCGAGCGGAAUCUAAAUCCUCAAGUAAAUCUCCUAUUCGUGGAGCUGAACCGGAUAACUUGGAGCCAGGCAUAUCUUUGAGCAGGACCAGACGAAGAAAUGUGAAGUCUGUGUAUGCCACUCAAGUGGGAGAGGAUGUUCCAACUCGUGUGGGAAAGGAGCUUACGGAAUCCCCUCGUUCGGCCCGAAAGAGAGGCACUGAUAAAGACGGUAAUCCGCCACAAAAUGUAGAAGAGAACUUGCCUGCUCCACCACAAGCAACUAAAAGGGGACGUCCGCCAAAAAUUAAAGGUGAAAAGCUGAAAGUAGACAAAGACAUGGAAUCCCAUGAAUCAGAAAGUGGUGAACGAUUUCCAAGAGGGCCAAAGGGGAAAGCUCACAUCACAAAAGGGCCAAAUCAACAGUGCUCAACCGCAUCUCAAGGAGCAGCGAAGAAGGGAGAAAAAAAUGAGUUGGGACAAGGUUUUCAAGAAUUAAACCGCCCAGACAUAGAUUUGGUAGAUGCAGUGGUUUCUGCUAAAGAUGACAUGCCGGUGAAAAUUGCCCAAACAUACGAUGAGAAACCAGCAAGAGAAACUGAUAAGGAAGACUUUAUAGAUGAAACCGUUUUGGAGGAUAAACCCAAUGGCAAAGAGGAAGAAUCUUGUGUGUAUGAGAACAGAGUCACCUCAGAAAAAGACAAGAAUGUUAAAGGAAAAACAAAGUCAUCUAGGACCCCAAAGUCUCCUGUUCUCAAGAACCUCAAAAUAAGACUCAAUGUUACUGAGGUCAAAGAUCAUGUAACUAAGUGUGCCAGUGUUGGCAAAGGAAGUGCCAACGCCGAAGAAGCCGACCCAUCUUCCCUGGAUAAGAAAGAACAUCUAGAAGCAUCUAAAAGCCUGAUUUCACAAGAACUGGAAUUGGAGCAGGCUGUUGAGAACAUCGCAAAACUGACCGAGCCUGUUUACCCAAGAGAAUUGCAGUCGCCACCUUCAUCCCAUGCUGAUGUAAAAAGUUUCUUGGAUGAAGAAAAACCUUCGAAUCCUGCAAGUGAAACUGAGCUCAUGGCUGCCAUUGGGUCCAUUACCACAGAUGAUACGGCUAUAGCUACCAGUCAAGCACCUUCUAUAACACCUGACUUGGUUUCGGAUCCAAAGGUUCCUGACAUGGUUGAACAUUUCAAGAAAGAUGAACAUGAGGAAAGCGCGCCUUUAGUGUCCGAGGAGCCUACUACACCCAGGCGUGGUAUGAAGGUAAAGCCUAAAACCCCGAAACGUUCCAAAGUCCAAAAACUCAGAAAAGAUUCAAAGGAAGACGUGUCUAUUGAAGAGCAGAAAGGAGUUUCAGAAAACGCCACACCUGCCGUGACUGGUGACCAAGAAACCACUUCAGUAACAACAAUUCCUACUGUUAUUACUUCCACCACUUGGAAGCCAGAAAUGGAGUCCCCUGUUCCUAAGUCUACAGAGCUGGAGUCAGAAGAAGAGCUCUACACAAAGUCCAUUAUUCCCAGACCACAAAGUCCAGUGUCUUCAAAGCCUGAGCCGGUCGUACCUGAGGCUGCCUCACCUUCCUCCUCUCCAACAGCAAACAGACAGACUCUCAGACCAAAUCCAUCUAGCAGAAUACCUGUCUCCCCUCCAGAUUGGCGCCAGCAGCCUAAGGACAUUGUAAUUGCAUCACCAGUAAUGCCUCUGGCACCCAGGGAACACACAUCCUUGCCUUCAGAUAGUGAAAGUGUGAAAACGGAUCACAGUACUAAUGACCUGCGGCAGAUUCUUGUGAAACCCAAAGGCGCUACCAUGCCCACUCCCCAUGAAACAAACAUGUCUGAAACUCAACCAAACAAAUCCCCACUUCAGGAUGGCAGAAUGCUGGUUCAUCUGCCUCAGCCUGUUGUCCGACCACCAACUGCCCUUCCACCUCAUGAAACGAAGUCUGCGAUAUCUGUGAUUGCUUCCACUGCGACCGUCAUCAGCAGAGUAUGCAACCCCCCCGAACCUGAAGAUAAAGCAAACGUCAAUAAGGACAGCCUGUGCGUAGAUAUUCCUGUGCAUGUAACUUCCUUCCGACCCAGCAAAGAGGAUGUACCACGAUACACUGGGCAGACUCUGGGUGAUGAUGGAGGCAGUGCUACUGGCUUUGCUGUUGAGACUCCUAGCCCCAGCACAGCGUCUUGUCCCGGGCUAAGAGUGAUCACAUCUGAAGGGGUGGUUGUGUUAACCCACUCUGGACAGAAAACUGAAGGUCCCCAGCGGAUAAGCGCCAAAAUUAGUCAGAUCCCACAAGCGACUGCAGGAGAAAUAGAAUCACAACAGUUGGUGUCCAUGCCACAAAUAAAACAGGAAAUAUACCAUCCUCAGUCUGGCCUUCAAAAGGGGGCUUCACAGGCGGAACAUGGCCAUCCUGGCAAGAUGCCCCUCUCACUGUCGUCCGUUAAACAGGAAGGUGCUGCUUUGGACAAAUUGGAGUCACAGUAUCAACCAGGACCUCAAGGAGUUGUGAAGCGUCUGACCCCAGGAGUUAAUCAGCAAGUUAUGGGCCCCAUGUACCAUCAAGAUUACAUAUCUAUGAAACAACAAAAGAAAAUGGAAGGCAUUGAUUCUCACAUUACGGAUGGAUCCAAACCAUCUUGGACCUCUGCUAUAAGCCCAGCCAUAAGCCCACACCUGCCCUCUCCACCUGCAAACCAUGUUAGUUAUGUUGCUGCGGCUGGAGAAAGAGCAUCACAUCUUGGAGCAGUCAAGCAGGAGCCUCCAUCUCCACGCAAGUCAGGCCACCCUCACUCUCCAUUUACCAAAGUGCCCUCUCCUAUAGGGUCUUCAUCACCCAAGGGCAUCCCUGUCAUGAUGCCCACUAGCAUUCCUGCCAUGCCGCAGUAUAUUACGAGUGUACAUCACCCAGAGCAGUCUGUCAUCAUGCCACCUCACAGUGUUCCCGGGAGCUUGGGCAGGAUGUCUCCCCACCGUGUCAGCCAAUCAAUACCCGUUGGUCACCUGGUUCAGGGCGAUGUGAGAGUAAACACCCCGCCACUCUCGGUCAUGAGCUAUGGAAUGCAUGGUGAACCUCUAGCCUCCCCGUGGUCUGGGUCCAUGCAGGCCAGACCCUCGACACCUCCGACCGUUGGAAGAGAGAAGGUAGUUAAGGUGAACUCUGGUCCUUUGAGAAGUCACGAAGGGGAGCAGGAAGAUGCCAGACGCUUCCACCAACAAGGGAGGCAGUCUGCCCAACAACUCAAACCAGACAUCAUGCCGUCGGAUCCUCGCAGCGCCCUGCGGAGUGGUGUCCAGCUGGAAACCUACAUGACACCAAGAGACAUGCGUGCGCUGCUUCACCAGCAGGGGGAGCGCACCGGACCUGAUUCACACCCUGCACUCCUUCAAGAUUCCAUUCCACCGUCUUCCAACAUGUCUCUGUCCUUGUCGCCAAGAGCGCACGUUUUGAACAAAGUAGUGUCCGAAAAGGAUUUAACAAAGCCGCUGGAGACAAAGAGGCCACACUCUCCGCUCCCCAAGGAUGGAAUGAUGGGAAUUCGACAGUCCGUUCCUGCCAUGGCGUCUCCUCAGAGGGUUCAACCUCUCCCACCAGGACCUGGUGGCCCUUUCGUAGAGUACUCAGGAAUGUACUCCAAUCCUAGGGCCCUUCAUCCCCAGAUGCCAGAGGCGGCAGUCGGAUUAAAUCAGCCUCCAAUGAAUAUUCCUCCCACCGUGGCUACAGAUGUCCAGUCGAAACCUGAAGGGAACAUGGCCGUUCUGCUCACAAAGUAUCCUAUUGUGUGGCAAGGUCUCCUUGCCCUGAAGAACGACACUGCCGCAGUCCAGUUGCACUUUGUCGGUGGAAGCAAGUCUUUGGCCCAUCGCUCGCUCCCACUGCAGGAAGGGGGCGCUCUGCUGAGGAUUGUCCAGAGAAUGAGACUAGAAGCGUCACAGCUGGAGAAUGUUGCCAGGAGAAUGACGGGCGAGUAUGAGUUCUGCGUCCUCCUGGCUCUGCCAUGCGGAAGAGAUCAAGAUGACGUUGUCAGCCAGACUCAAGCUCUCAAAGCUGCGUUCAUCAACUACCUGCAGGCAAAGUUAGCUGCUGGUAUCAUUAACAUCCCGACUCCAGGCUCCAAUCAGCCUGCCUACGUGCUUCAGAUUUUCCCGCCAUGUGAGUUUUCCGAGAGCCACUUGUCCCAGAUGGCCCCAGACCUCCUGAACAGGAUCUCCAGCAUCUCGCCGCAUCUCAUGAUUGUCAUCACCUCUGUGUAACCGACUUUUUCAGCCAGGAGCCUCAGGAAAACAGAGGGAUACACUUUUUUUUCCAGUUCGCAGUGGAGGAUGUCACCGUUUUUUAUUUUUCUACCAAGUUUUUCUUCCUUCUUUUUUUCCUACUCCAUCUGGUGUGUUUGUCCUUCUCAAGAGAACUCAGGGAUGGACCAAACCAGAGUCAGACUCAUUUGACCAUUUCUCUGCUGUAUUUCUAUUUAUUGGAAGUGAUUUUUUUUUCUAAUUUCAGAGAUCUGAGUUUCAAAAAAAAGAUCCGCUUGUUUAACCAAUGGCGGCUCUUGGUGGCCUUUUUUUCUUUCAUCUGAUUUUAUUCACGUGCAACAGAAGAGAUAGACAGCAGCUGAAAAAAAAGAGACUUUUCAUUGUAAUUUAAAAACACAUGUACAGAAGUGAUCAGAUGCUCCCUGCGGAGAGGAACAGUUGUGAAUGGAGAUCCUGGAGAGGACCAUGUUUGUUUACCAGCGACGUAAAUUCCACCAGUUCGGCUCAUUUCCCUCACACUACUGAACCAGUUUACACCUCAGCACCCGCCUUCGCUUCAAACAAGCUAUCAUGGGAUUGGGAAGUUUUUGAAUACAGGACUUUGUAAAUUUUUAAAUAUUUAAAUGUGGACAAGGAAGCUUGGACAGUGUGUCAGAGACAUGGACUCUGGGAGAUUCUACAGUGUGAAAAUUUAGAUGGAUAUCUUUGAGUUUUGGAUGUAAAUAAUUGUAACACAGGAAGGUUGGCAGACUCUUGUGUGGAGUCUGUCGACGGCACUUCAUAUUUUGUAACUCAAAUAAAACAAUCUCCAGAAGACUUGAAUAUUUAAGAUAUAAGAGGUUAUUUUUCUAUCAUGUGAAUGUUUCAUUAAUGUUUUUAUAGAAGCAAACAUGGGCCUAUUGGUCCCUCCGACGAGUAGAACUGCUGACUCAUGCUAUUUCUUGUGUCAUGGCUGCUGGCGGUCACAUCCUGGGAAAGUAUUGAGUUGUUUGUGAUGGGGGACUGGAAACUUGAUUGUGAGACAAAAUAACAGAAGGGCUGUGGCAGGUCAGUCACACCAUUACGACCACCUGUCUGUGUUGCUACACCUGUUCUGAGCCGCAGACACUUCUGUUCUGUCCCCCCCAAAAAACAUUCUGAUUUGUUGCAAGUUUUUCCUUCAUCUAGUGACUCAAUUUCCACAAAAAAGGUGGUACAGGAAGUGGCCAAGCACAAGAGGCACUAGUCUGUGUGUAUCCACUAACAUUUGUAUUGUGACCUGUUUUAAACUUGUUUAGCUAAUUCAGCUAAAGCGGCUUGACUGUUGGAUCCAAUUACAUUUGGCCAGCCUUCGCUCCCCUUGUAAAUAAUUGAGCCUGGAAACAGAUGCAGCAUGGUGGAGCAGUGGUUGGUGCCGAGGCUGUGUUUCUUCUGUCAACCUAUGUAGAGGGGUUCAGUGUUGAUAUAUGCGCAGCGUGCACCAUCAAUACUUUUUAGUUGCCUCACGUGUCAUCAACA
Molecule: messenger RNA, 11091 nt
Organism: Synchiropus splendidus (mandarinfish)
Lineage: Eukaryota; Metazoa; Chordata; Actinopteri; Syngnathiformes; Callionymidae
Product: msx2-interacting protein
Exons: 15
Coding region: 139-9594 (3151 amino acids)
Biological process (GO): regulation of transcription by RNA polymerase II
Cellular component (GO): nucleus
Molecular function (GO): mRNA binding
Source: RefSeq, a predicted model, not a curated record